Messenger RNA from Schistosoma spindalis, 2465 nucleotides. NCBI's taxonomy places the organism in Eukaryota, Metazoa, Platyhelminthes, Trematoda, Strigeidida, Schistosomatidae. The record is from the annotation of a GenBank genome assembly.
CUAUCUUUCGAGCUCGCGCUUUUUGUUAAGGGUUUGGUUUCUGAACUUCUGGAUAUUUCAGAUCUGGACCCACUAAUUCCAUGAAACUACAGGUUUCUGUAAUUGUCAGUCUUAUGUUAUUGUAUAACUAGAACAGUUUUUCGCUUCACGAGAUUAGAAAGUGAACUGAAUUAAUGGAGUUUAUAUUCGUACGGAUAGUCCACUAAAUAUAUUUUUUUUCAAUUAUGGUAGUAUGACAUGGGUUUUAGGGUCCCUUAAAGCAUCAUUAACCAUAAAACUUUAAAGUUGAUGAACUUCUAAAUCUCAAUAAAGUAUCAAGUGAUAAUAAUUGAAGUUCGCACUAUAUCAAUGAUUGAAGUAAGUUUAAAAUUUUUUGACUACAAGUUACUUAAGCAAUAAGUAGAUUUCGUUGCGCUAGUCUCGUACCUAAAUGGCCUAAGUUUUACUAAAAAUGAAUUAAUCAAUCUGAAUUGCUGAGAAAUCCCAAACUAGGUAUCCACUUAGUCACACGCUAUCUUAAAAGAUUUUCCAACUAAAUAUUGGUUUAUGAUGAGGAGGGUCUUCUUCUCUGGUUUUACUAGCUUUGAAACUUUUCAACAGUGAUAUACACAUUUUCAAAAUGGAUCAAGCUGGAAAAUUUCAAGCUUUACUAAACUCAAUGAUCUUAAUCCAUCCCGUUGCAAAUUUUGUCCAACAAUUGUUCAAUACCUCCCAAACCUAUUCAGAACAUAUAAUUUCCUCAUAUUAUCCAUAAUUCUCUUUCUCUUUUAGCAUUUCAUAAUAAAGAUGGUGUAAAAGUUGGGGAAAAUGCAGCUAUGAUAUAAAUUUUGCUGAUUUAAUUUACACAGACACUUCAUUUUUAAAUUCCAGUGAUGUUAUUCAGAAAGGCAAAAUGUUAAUCCUAUUCAUUUAUAUAAACAGAAGACUAAUGCUAUCCAACGGAUACAUUUAAUGGGCAAAUAAAGCACCUAGCGAUGGUAGUAGUUAACCUAAGGAAUACAUUUUUAAUAAAUGAUUUUCUGAUACAGACAAUUUGUGCCUUUAUUUCUGCUGUUACCUUCCUGGUAAUCAAAGUAACUAGUGUUUGUAACUAAUACGUGCGUACGUGGCUAACAUAAGAAAUUUUAGCAUCAAAUUGAAAUCUCGUCAAGUGGAACUUGAGGCGUGUUCAAAACUUCGUAGCUUUUCUGCAAAUAUACUUAGUUACCGGAAGAGAUACAGAAGAGCUUUCCCGUGUACUACAAUUUUUUUAAAAUAAAUCAGUUUGUAGUGCGUGUAUUUAUACAUUUUUCUUUUAGCUCCGAACAGGAGGCUCGCAAACGUGCUAUGAUGGUUGAUAAAAUUAAGCAAUUGACAAUACAUAAAUCACAAAUCAAUGCAGAAAUCACUAAAUUGAAAGAAACUGUAAAGGAUUAUAAAUAUUUUAAGGCAUUCCUCGAACGUUUGAUUCCAGAACCAUACAAUUUACAAAGGCAAACAAUUAGAGAAGAUAAAAAGCAACUCAAAUACAAGCAGAAAUUCCAAAUUCAAAAUGUAACUUCAAAACCAUCAUCAAUAGCUUCAAAUGAAAAUUCAGUACGAAGACCGUCAUUUGUCAUUACCAAACGAUCAUCAUUGAGACCAACAAUAAACAAAACAUUAUCAAUGGAGUCGAAACUUUCAAGACAAAUUACACCGUAUGAAAGUUCUAGUAGUGAAGACAGUGAUGAAGAAGUUUACUUUAAGGAUCCAAUUCAAAUAUUAACUAUCUUACGUGACUUAGAAGAGACAAAUCUACGUUUAAUUCAACAUUGUCAAGAGUCAGAUGAUUCAGUUGAAAUAUUACGUAAUCAAGUGAAUGAAACUGUGGAUAAUUAUGAGAAAGAUAUACACAUUUUAUCACAACAUCAGGCAUUUCUUAAAGGUGCUAUUGAUGCAGAACAAAACAAGACUCAGUAUUUCAGUUUAAGUAUGAGUGAUUUUUUAUUUGCCGGUUAUAAUUCCGAACAACAGAAGUUAAUUUUAAAUGAUUUACAUGAGAUUAUUACAGAAGUGUAUCGUGAUACAAUAAGAAAAUCAGAUACACCUUUAAGUUCAAUACAAAUGUUAUAUGAAAUUGAAGUGAAAUUGACUGAUUUACUUGAAAUAUUACAAACUUUACCUGAAGAUGAAGUUAAUGAAGUAAAACAAGCUAAAGAAAUUGAACAUAGGCAACAAAUUAAAGAGGAUAAAAAGUAUCAACAGCGUUUAUAUCAAGAGGAACGUAUACAAAAAGCAUUAGAACGUGCUAAAGCUGCACCGAAGAAACAAACUGGGCGUAGAUUAAUGACUCGAUCACAACCUCCUGUUAUACAUAAAUCAAAUGAUGGAAAACUUGAUGCAAAAGCUAAAGAAAUGAAAGAAUUGGCGUUCCUUUUCGAAUAAGAUUAUAAUUAUGAAAUGGGGGUCUUGUUUAUUCUUGGCAUUAUAUAUAUAUAUAUAUAUAU